Messenger RNA from Malus domestica (apple), 3111 nucleotides. Its product is annotated as receptor-like protein 7. The record is from RefSeq and is a predicted model, not a curated record. Gene Ontology annotation, molecular function: protein binding. NCBI's taxonomy places the organism in Eukaryota, Viridiplantae, Streptophyta, Magnoliopsida, Rosales, Rosaceae.
AUGAAAAGUUUGCUGCACUUCUUCCUGUUCUUGAUAAUUAUCAAGUUAGUUCACGGCCGGUGUGAUGCAGAUGACCUAUCGGCAUUGCUCCGCUUAAAGAAGAUAAGCCCGCCACCAGAAGCUUAUGUUCCCCCCAAGCUUCUGUCAUGGAAUUCAAGUACCAACUGCUGUGCUUGGGACGGUGUUACUUGCAGUACUGACGGUCAUGUCAUCGGUCUUGACGUUAGCGGUGAAUUUCUCGAAGGCGGGAUUGACAAUUCAAGCAGUCUCUUCGACCUUCAACAUCUUCAAAGCCUCAAUUUGUCCUACAAUUGCCAAGUAGGCAAAAGUUUUCCGAUUCCACCUGCAAUCGGAAGGCUCACGAAUUUGAGGUAUCUAAACUUAUCUAUUACUUGUUAUACAGGGCAAGUUCCAUUUGCGAUUACACGCUUGACAAGGUUGGUUACUCUUGAUCUUUCCGGAAAUUAUAAUUUCGGAUACACUCAGUUAAAACUCUAUAAUCCGGAUUUAAGCACGCUGGUUCAGAGCCUCACGGAGCUUAGAGAGUUAUAUCUUGAUGGUGUAACUGUAUCAGCAUGGGACACUGAAUGGUGCCAAGCCAUAUCAUCUUCACUUCCAAACCUGAGGGUGUUGAGCUUGUCAGCUUGCAAUCUUUCAGGUCCUAUUGAUCAGUCCCUUGCUAAACUUCAAUCGUUAUCGGUGAUUCGAUUGGAUGACAAUGAUCUUCCUGUGCCACUUCCAGGAGUCUUUGCCAACUUCUCAAAUUUGACAUCCUUGAGUCUCCGUUCAUGUUUGAUGCGCGGAACAUUUCCUGAAGAGCUCUUCCAGGUACCCACUCUACAAACUGUUGACCUUUCCGAUAAUCCACAACUUCAUGGUUCCUUUCCAGAAUUUCCCAGGAAUAAUUCUCUUCAGUCCUUGGUUCUAAGCAACACAAAGUUUUCAGGGAUAUUGCCAAAAUCUAUUGGCAAUCUCAAAAUGUUGUUGAUGAUAGAUAUUUCGGGUUGUAGUUUCUCUGGAUCAAUCCCAAAGUCAAUUCAAAAACUCACACAAUUGGUUCAUUUGUAUAUGUCAUCAAAUAGGUUCAGUGGUCCUAUUGAUUCUAUUCACUGGGAAAAACUUGUUAAUCUGCUAAAUAUUGUGUUGGACUCGAAUUUACUCAGCGGGAUUAUUCCAUCUUCGAUUGUUUCUCCACCCUUUUUGGAGGAACUACUGCUUUCCCACAAUCAAUUCUCCGGUCAACUCCAUGAAUUUUCAGAUGUUUCCUCCUACUUAGUUACCCUCGAUCUAAGUUUCAAUAAUUUGGAAGGAAUAGUACCCUUGUCUAUAUAUAAUUUUCAAGGGCUUGAAACCCUUGAUCUUUCUUCAAACAAUUUCAGCGGCUUUCAUUUUAACAGUCCUCAACAGUUGAGUAAUCUUUCGGUCAUUAAUCUUUCGAACAACAGCUUGUUGGUUUUAUACAAUGGUACAACUUCCUCAUAUUCCUCAUUUCCUCAAAUUGUGAAUUUGAACUUGGCUUCUAACAAUUUGAGAACAUUCCCGGAUUUCUUUAGAAAUCACAACGGCUUAACUGUUUUGGACCUUUCACAAAACCAGAUUCAAGGCACGAUUCCUAAUUGGAUUUGGGGGCUCAUUUCACUUCUUAAUGUCAAUCUUUCUUGCAACUCCUUCGUGACUCUAGAAUGGCCAUUAACUAAUUCUUCCGGCGUGUCUGAGCUUGACCUUCACUCAAAUCAACUUCAGGGACAAAUCCCAGUUUUCCUACCUUAUGCCGGUUAUCUGGAUUACUCAAGAAAUCAUUUCAGCUCAAGUAUACCAACUGACAUUGGUAAUUUCCUUAGCAUGACUAGGUACUUGUCUCUUUCAAGGAAUAACUUGCAUGGGAUCAUUCCCGUUUCCAUAUGCAAUGCAAGUUUGGAGUUUCUUGAUAUGUCCGAUAACUCUCUGAGUGGCAUGAUUCCUCAAUGUUUGACUGCAAUGAGCAGUCGAGUACUUAGUUUAAGGAGAAACAACCUUACCGGAACAAUUCCUGGUGGAGUUCUUGAAUACUGUAGUUUCAGGAUUCUAGACCUUGGUGAAAAUCAGAUAGAAGGUCAGGUUCCAAAAUCUCUAGCCAACUGCACAGAACUAGAGAUUCUAAACCUUGGAAUCAAUCAGAUAACGGACACUUUUCCAUGCUUUUUGAAAAACAUCUCCACCUUGCGCAUUCUGCUUAUGCGAUCCAAUAAUUUAUAUGGAGGGAUUGGUUGUUCAGAGACCAAUGGCACCUGGCCAAAGCUUCAAAUCAUAGACCUAGCUCACAACAAUUUCAGUGGUGGAAUACCAGCAAGAUCUUUGACAACAUGGCAAGCAAUGAUGGCUAACAAAGAUGAUUCCCGAUCAAGGGCUAGGGCUCUAGAAUUUCCAAAUGAUCCAGGGAGAGCUGUGGUUGAAUUUGAUUAUUAUGCUGCAAUAACAGUUAUUGGGAAAGGUUUGGAGAUGGAUCUGCAAAAGAUUCUAACCAUCUUCACUUUGAUUGACUUCUCUGGUAACAAAUUCAGCGGAUCAAUACCUAAGGAAUUGGGAGACCUCAAAUCCUUGUAUGUCCUCAACUUGUCAAGUAAUGCUUUCACUGGUGAAAUCCCAUCAUCCUUGGGUAACUUGCAAAAGCUGGAGUCCUUAGACAUGUCAAGGAACAAGCUAAGCGGGCAAAUUCCACCAGAGUUUGCAGAGCUUAACUUCCUUUCGUUCUUGAAUCUCUCAAAUAAUCAACUAGUCGGCAGGAUCCCAACAAGUACUCAGUUUACGACAUUUCCCAAAGCCUCCUUCAUUGGAAACAAAGGAUUAUGGGGGCCUCCUUUGACAGUGGAUAGCAAAGCAGGAUCACCACCACCACCACCAACAUUAAAUGGAAGUCAGCAAAAUUCUGGAGAUGAGAUUGAUUGGGAUCUUAUCAGUGUCGAAAUUGGAUUUGUAUUUGGCUUUGGAAUUGCAGUCGGGUCACUUGUGUUCUACAAAAGAUGGAGUAAAUGGUAUUACAAAGCUAUGUAUAAAAUCCUUGUUAAGAUAUUCCCUCAACUUGAAGAAAGAAUUGGUCCUCAUGUUCACAUGACUCAAAGGCCAAGACGUUGA